GCCGCGGGGCGGGAGGGACGAGGGGCCGCACCUGCCCCGGCCCCGCCGCGCCCGCCGGCCCCGUGCACCCCCCCGCCCCGCCCGCCCGCCCCACCUGGCCGCUGGGUCUUCCCUCGAGGCCUUUGUCCUGCCGGCGCCGGCCCGCGCGCGCUCCGGCCCGGCUAGGCCCCUCACGCGAGGCCGGGGAUCCGCGGCCUACCCCCAGCCCGGAGCCCUCCCUCUCCAUCCCCCGCCACCCUUCUCCUCCGCCCUUCUCAGCCCCGGUGCCCGCGGUGGAGGCCGCGGAGCCGCCCCCGGCCUACUCUUCCCGCCCGUGCCACCGCCGCCGCAGCAGGUUCCCUCCCUCCCUCCUCCUCCUCCUCCUCCUGCUUCUGCUGCUUCUCCUGCCCCCGGCGGCGGCGGGAUCCGCGCGGUGCCCGGGGAGCGCUGGGCCGGGCGGCGGCGGCAGGAGCGGCAGCGCCAGCAGCAGAAAUGAUGGAAGAAUUGCAUAGCCUGGACCCACGCAGGCAGGAGCUCCUGGAGGCCAGGUUCACCGGGGUUGGGGUUGCCAAGGUUGGUGCUUCAAAUUCCCUCCCUACCCCCCCAAGCCUCCGUCCGUCAUGCUCCGCACUGGCAUUGGGUCCGUUAAAUAGUGAGUCUUCCAACCAGAGCUUGUGCAGCGUGGGCUCUCUGAGUGAUAAAGAAUUGGAGACUCCCGAGAAAAAGCAGAAUGACCAGCGGAAUAGGAAGAGGAAAGCAGAAGCUUACGAGACCAGUCAAGGGAAAGGCACUCCUAGAGGACAUAAAAUUAGUGAUUAUUUUGAGUUUGCUGGGGGCAGUGGCCCAGGAACCAGUCCCGGUAGAAGCGUGCCACCCGUCGCCAGAUCGUCUCCACAGCAUUCUCUGUCCAACCCCUUGCCGCGGCGAGUGGAGCAGCCGCUGUAUGGGGUAGACGGCAGCGCAGCCAAGGAGCCGCAGGAGGAACACUCUGCUCUGCCAACGCUGAUGUCGGUGAUGCUGGCGAAGCAGCGGCUAGAGAAUGAGCAGCUGGCACAGAGGGGAGGUGGCCUCUGUUUUACUUUUGUCUCGGCCCAGCAAGGCAGCCCAUCUUCUACCGGAUCAGGGAACACUGAGCAUUCCUGCACCUCCCAAAAACAGAUUUCCAUCCAGCACAAACAGUCACAGUCUGACCUCACAAUGGAAAAAAUAUCUGCGCUAGAAAACAGUAAGAACUCUGACUUGGAGAAGAAGGAGGGGAGGAUAGAUGACUUAUUAAGAUCAAAGCAGGAGAAGAUGGCAUGCCGAGAUAAGAGCAUGCAGGAUCGACUGAGGCUGGGGCACUUCACCACGGUGCGGCAUGGCGCAUCCUUCACCGAGCAGUGGACAGAUGGCUAUGCCUUCCAGAACCUCAUCAAGCAACAGGAAAGGAUAAAUUCCCAGCGGGAAGAAAUAGAAAGGCAACGAAAAAUGUUAGCAAAGCGGAAGCCACCCGCAAUGGGCCAGACCCCUCCAGCAAGCACUGAGCAGAAGCAGCGCAAGAGCAAGACCAACGGAGCAGAAAAUGAAACGUUAACAUUAGCAGAAUACCAUGAACAGGAGGAAAUCUUCAAACUCCGACUAGGUCAUCUUAAAAAGGAAGAAGCUGAGAUCCAGGCAGAACUGGAACGGCUAGAGAGGGUUAGAAAUCUGCACAUCAGGGAAUUGAAAAGGAUACACAAUGAAGAUAAUUCACAAUUUAAAGACCAUCCAACGCUAAAUGAUAGAUACUUGUUGCUACAUCUUCUGGGUAGAGGUGGCUUCAGUGAAGUAUAUAAGGCAUUUGAUUUAACAGAACAGAGAUAUGUAGCUGUGAAAAUACACCAGUUAAAUAAAAACUGGAGGGAUGAGAAGAAAGAAAACUAUCACAAACAUGCAUGUAGAGAGUACAGAAUUCACAAAGAACUGGAUCACCCUCGAAUAGUUAAACUAUACGACUACUUCUCACUGGAUACUGACUCGUUUUGUACAGUGUUAGAAUACUGUGAGGGGAAUGAUCUGGACUUCUACCUGAAACAGCACAAGCUAAUGUCGGAGAAAGAAGCGCGAUCCAUUAUCAUGCAGAUUGUGAAUGCUUUAAAAUACUUAAAUGAAAUCAAACCUCCUAUCAUACACUAUGACCUUAAACCAGGUAACAUUCUUCUAGUCAAUGGUACUGCAUGUGGAGAGAUAAAAAUCACAGAUUUUGGACUUUCCAAAAUCAUGGAUGAUGACAGCUACAAUUCAGUUGAUGGCAUGGAGCUGACAUCGCAGGGGGCUGGUACUUACUGGUAUUUGCCACCAGAAUGUUUUGUGGUUGGGAAAGAGCCUCCAAAGAUUUCAAAUAAAGUUGAUGUUUGGUCAGUGGGAGUCAUCUUCUAUCAGUGUCUAUAUGGCAGAAAGCCCUUCGGUCACAACCAGUCACAACAGGAUAUUUUGCAGGAAAACACAAUCCUGAAAGCUACUGAGGUGCAGUUCCCUCCAAAACCAGUGGUCACACCAGAAGCAAAGGCGUUCAUCAGGCGGUGUCUGGCCUAUCGAAAGGAGGACCGGAUAGAUGUCCAGCAGCUGGCCUGUGACCCCUAUUUGCUGCCUCACAUCCGCAAAUCUGUAUCCACAAGCAGCCCAGCUGGAGCUGCAAUUGCAUCAACCUCUGGAUCAUCCAAUAACAGCUCUUCAAACUGAGACAGAGUAAUAGGCCAAAAACUGCUUGAGAAACCGACAAAAAGACUUUCAGAAACACCUUUGGAACAGAGGAAUCCACAAGGAUCUCAAGAAACCUGUACCAGGUGCUUUUUUCUCUUGCUUUUUUCCAUCCAUAGAGCAUGACAACAUCAACUCAUCAAGAAAGCCUUCAGCAUCUAGGCCAAGCCAUGUGGAUAGGAGAUGGCUUGAGGUUUAUCCAGUCAGUGACCACAAAAGGGUGGCUGCUCUGAGCAAGGAGGGGAAACUCAAGAAAAAAUACAAAAAGACAUGGUUCCAUGUACUGUGAACUUCUGAACAUGCAGCCUUGGGGAAUCCAGGACGCCGUGUGUGCUUCAUAUGAAGAAUGUGGACUUUGGAAAAAAAAGACUGGGCUAGUCCAGUAUUGAUAUUUAAACAUUGUUCUUUUUCUUUUAAUAAAGUUUAGGUAACAUCUCCUUGAAAAGCUCGAAGCACCAAGGUUCAGCUGGGGAUGGUAUAUGACUCUUUGCCCUUUGGAGGGGAAAAAAGUUGAUCCUGCCUGUUCAUGGCACUAGAGUUAGUGUUUUACCCCUAAUUAAUUUCAAUUUUUUUAAAAUAACCAUUUUUUGGAAGAAAACAGUUUUCUGGUCUCAGUGAAACCCGUAUUAGCAGGUUUGUGGCAGUGUCCAUUCUGCAGCUGGUGCAGCUUUCUGCUCCUUUGGGAUGGCCUCUUAGGAAUGAUUCACCUUCUCAGGAGGGUGGUGAAGCCCUGGGAGGACAGGCCUGCGUCAUUCUGUGAUCAGAGUGGAUCACAGCUCAGGCUGGCUCAAGGUCUCAGCUGCUGCUUCAUCGCUCUCCCAACGGUUGCACUGCUUUAGUGUUGAAGCGCUGCUGUUUUUGCAGACCCAGCCCAUCAUGCUCAUACUGCUCUCCACACUUGUGAGCCUGAUCUUGGCUGGCAGGCAGAGAGCAGGUGGGGAUUGAAGCAGGGCUCAGGUGUCACAGGUGUGAUCUGUGCCCACACAGCUGUCUAUUGAUCUUGUUCGUGUUAGAGUGUUCUGAAGCUGAAGCCUUGUCUGCUCCUCUCUGUUGGACGACUUGGCAGCAAAGCUUCCUCUCUCCCUCAACAGUUUUCAGACUUGCUGACUCAUGAAACUUGCUGCCAUCACUGCAUCCGAUUUCAGAUGGCAGGGAAUGAGAUAAUGUUCUUGAAAGGAGCAAACACCCUAAUUAUUGUCUCCCUCCUGUAAUCUGCAUGUGGAGGGGUCUUGUACCUUCAGCUGGAUCUGCCUGCUGUGAAGUGGGAGCCUCCCACUCUACUUCCUUUUCCCUCCCCCAUAGAAGGAAAACUGAAAACACAAGAAGUGCAGCAAUUGAACAUGUGGCAGCCAGGUUGGAGUGCUCCUAACAUGUGGCAGGAGUUCUUAGCCAGAAAUGUUCAAAGUUGCAGUGUCGAGGAGCAGGGUUUGUCCCUGGGGAAGACGAGCCCUGCACUACUGCAAUUCAGGAUGGUGGUUAAAAAACAAACCACCCUGUGUGCACUUCCCAACCCAGUCCCUGGACCACUGUGGGCUGGGGGAUCCUUUGUGGGACGGUUCCAGGAUUGUACCCACAGCUGUGGCAGCCUGUGGGCUGUUUGGGUGGCUCUGUUACCCCACUGGCAUCUCCUGGCAAGUGCUGUUGUCCAUCAUGCACUCAGAACUGCCACUUGUUCCCCUUAUUGUAAGCCAUCAUCUGCAAAUACUGUGCUUAAACCUGAUCAGGAACUUGAUAACUGAGAAAUAGAGCAGUCUGUUGGAAUUACGCAACAGGCCAGGGAAAUGGAGAACUCUAAUGCUUUGAUUUUUCUUACUAUUUUUGUAGUGACUUUUGGGCUUUUAAUUGGAUUUACUCCCUUGCAGCUGCAUUUAGGGUGGUGUCUAAACUGCUGUAGUGUUUUAUACAAAGAACAGAAAUACUGCAUCUUUAAAUCCUCCGCCAUCCUCUCUUAGCCCUUUCCAUGCCUGCUGCUCUAAGCCAGAAGUUAAUUGUCCAGCAAGGAGCUUCAACAUGUUUAUUAAGCCUCUGUCAGGAGAAAUCAGGGUUGGUGCUUCAUCCCAUUUGCCGAAACUGGUGAUUUGGUAUCUGUCCACAUCGGGGAGAAUUCUAAAAGGGUUUUUUUCUAUCCUGGUCCCAUUGUUUCUUGGCCAUCCAGUGUGUGCAUCUCUGUGGGUGUGAUUAGUUUUGUGUCAGAAGCAUUUAUUCCUGCUGUGUGACACCCAUUCGGGGCCAGGGGACAGUGACGGCUUUUUGGGGCUGAUAGCAGGGAAGAACCCUGGUAGAAUUCUGGCUGCAACACUUCCCUUGUUAAGAUGGGUUUCACUUCCAAUAACAGACCCUAUUGCCACACUGUUCAUUUAUUUAAAGUGUAUGAAGAAUUUGUAACUUAAACCAGGCCAGACUGUUUUGGCUCUACCCAACAGAUGAGAUAUGGAUAUUAAAAUAAGUUUUAAGAAA
Molecule: messenger RNA, 5154 nt
Organism: Motacilla alba alba
Lineage: Eukaryota; Metazoa; Chordata; Aves; Passeriformes; Motacillidae
Gene: TLK2
Product: tousled like kinase 2
Exons: 22
Coding region: 472-2679 (735 amino acids)
Biological process (GO): chromosome segregation; intracellular signal transduction; peptidyl-serine phosphorylation
Cellular component (GO): nucleus
Molecular function (GO): ATP binding; protein serine/threonine kinase activity
Source: RefSeq, a predicted model, not a curated record